AUGGAGACUAGCGCUGGCCAUCAGAAUGAGCAAGCUCUCUUUGUGUUUACUGCCACCAUGCCAAGCAUGCGCUGGCAAGAGUUAGUGCAACUGCAUGGAUGCGUGCAAGAAGUGCCCUACCUGCAUCCUCCGGAACGGAGACCAUCUCAAGGCAUUCCGCCGCCGUUGCUGCAGGAUCCCUUCAGACCAGGAUUUUUGGGCGAUCGUCCCAUUUGGUGGAUGCCAGAAGGAGGCCUCCUGGGACCACGGCAUCCUGCGUGGGGCCAGGUGGCACCAGGCAGAUCCGGAGGCAUGAUGCCAAGAUUUGAUGUGAUUGGGCCGGGCGAGCCGGAUCCAGACCACUUCGUGCCUGGUGGAGUUCCAGGAUUCCCAGGUUCAGGGCUUCCUACCUUCCACGGUGGACGGCCCGGCGGAUCUGGAUCGGGGAUGGACCCCGAUGGAAUCUUCUUCAUGUGA
This is a messenger RNA of Symbiodinium sp. CCMP2456, 456 nucleotides long. The record is from the annotation of a GenBank genome assembly. Lineage: Eukaryota; Dinophyceae; Suessiales; Symbiodiniaceae.